This is a messenger RNA of Cucurbitaria berberidis CBS 394.84, 3465 nucleotides long. RefSeq names its product AAA-domain-containing protein. NCBI's taxonomy places the organism in Eukaryota, Fungi, Ascomycota, Dothideomycetes, Pleosporales, Cucurbitariaceae. The transcript is spliced from 6 exons. The coding region runs from base 1 to 3465 and encodes 1154 amino acids. Gene Ontology annotation, cellular component: Golgi stack. Gene Ontology annotation, molecular function: ATP hydrolysis activity; ATP binding. Gene Ontology annotation, biological process: intra-Golgi vesicle-mediated transport; SNARE complex disassembly; Golgi to plasma membrane protein transport. The record is from RefSeq and is a predicted model, not a curated record.
AUGUUCAACAGGGAACCGAUUCCGGUCCACACAAACAAUGCCUUCGAAGACCUUAGCGGUGUGUCGACUUCAGCCUUCAGCAAUCCAUAUGAUGCGUUGAUAUCAGUAUGCGGAGACGACUUGGUGCAGAUCCAGUCCAAGUAUAACGUCCAUCGGGCCACUAGAAACUCCCAGCAGAAAGCCAAGUUGCUCGAUGCGAACUUUGCAGGCGUCAGCAUCGACCCCAUUUUGUCGAGACUGAGCGACCCGACGAUUGAGCCAGGAUACGUAGACCCUCGACAUUGUCUGGUCCUCUGGGGGCGGCCCACGGAGAAGAUCAAAGCCCUAAUCAAUCGAGUACAGCAAGACUUGUUGACAGUGGCACCGAAUCUCUGGAUCAUGCCCCAGGAUUGCCUACACAUUACGGCACUGGAAGUCACACAUUCCAAGACAGCGGAAGAAAUACAAAAGCUAGUCAAUCAAAUAAAAGACAACGUCUCAGCUAUCACAGAGUACACCUACAACCACCGUACACGUCUCAUCAAGCCGCUCAUUGGUUACGACGCGUCAGCACUCGCGCUGAGCUUCGUACCCGCAGCUGGCGAAGCGCUUCGUUCGGGUCGGACCAGCGAGGACGACAAGUUCACCUACCACCAUCUUCGUCGAGAUCUCUUCGGCCUUUGCCGCGAUGCAGGCGUCCAAGUCGACUCACGAUAUGUAGUACCCUCAAGUCAUCUGACCAUUGGCCGCUUCAUCGAUCCCAAGGAUCUUGCGGAUGGAAAUGGCUCACCAGAUCCGCAGAAGAUGCAGGCGUUCAUAGCGAAGAUUGAGGAGAUCAAUGGCUGGCUCGAGAAAGAAUUCUGGCCAGAGAAUAAUGGCGGGACGAUACCCGAUGGGGGCGAGUUCAAUGUUGGCGAGGAGGAAGGCUUGAUCUGCCGAAUGGGAAGACUAUGGUACGGAGGUGGGGAGGCACUUCUGUCCCUAAUUAAACAUUCCUCUCUGCGGACUACGGCCUGUCCACCAAACAUGUUCAACCGAGACCGUCUUCCAGGUCUUCCUGGAAGCUCCCCGCGACCUCCGCAGCGCAACGACGGCUAUGCUAGACCACCGCAACAGCAACAACCACCGCCGCAGCGAUCGCCCGAUACGAGAAUGGGAGGUUACGACGAUAGACAGCCACCACCAGGGGGUCGAUUGCCUGCAAGAGGGCCACAGGGCGGGGGUGGAGGGUCUGCCAGACAGCUACGACCCAUCAAGAGCCCUGGAGGCAACGUCUACGCCUUCGGCAAUCUUGUCGCCGUCUCACCACAAGACUUCCCACCCACACCCGAUGGGUCCGACAUCUACAUACUCCUGAACGGCAACUACGUCCUCUCCGCACGGCCUACCCAAGGUUGUCAGCCAGGCGAGAUCGGUCUCACAGACGCACAGCGAACAUGGGCGGGCAUCUCGCUUGGCCCCCAGGAUAUUGUCACGGUACAGCCAUACGAUGCGUUCAGCCAAAGUGGCGGGCAGUCGUAUUUAGGUGCGGUGGAGGUGGAAGUCGGAUUCGCCGCCAGAAAAACGACGGACGCGCCGUACGACCAGGAUGAGCUAGCGACACAAUUCAAGAAGAACUUUGAGAAUCAGCUCCUCGCGCCAGGCCAACAGCUUCUCUUGGACGUCAAAAACAUACCACUGAGGAUGUCAAUCAGGACCGUACAGCUAGUGGACCUUUCUAUGGAAAAGUCAGACACUUCUGCGCCUCCUCAAACCGACCCACGAGCGCGAGGUAUCCUCACGCGACAUACACAGAUUGACUUCUUCAAGGAUGCUCGGACAGACAUCAAGUUAAAAUCGUCUAACAGGCGGCCUGCUGCAAAUUCGAUCAUCCAACCUGGGUUCAAGUUCGAAGAUAUGGGCAUUGGUGGCCUGGACAACGAGUUUAGCGCGAUUUUUCGAAGAGCAUUUGCUUCACGUAUCUUUCCCCCGGGCCUGGUGGAGAAGCUGGGUAUUCAACACGUUCGUGGUAUACUUUUAUACGGCCCUCCAGGGACUGGAAAGACUUUGAUCGCGCGCCAGAUUGGCAAGAUGCUGAACGCUAGAGAACCCAAGGUCAUCAAUGGGCCUGAAGUAUUGAACAAGUAUGUUGGUCAGUCGGAAGAGAACAUCCGAAAGCUCUUCGCAGACGCUGAGAAGGAAUACAAAGAGAAGGGCGAUGAGAGUGGUCUUCAUAUCAUCAUCUUCGACGAACUUGAUGCCGUCUGCAAACAGAGAGGAUCUGGCGCAGGUGGUGGCACUGGCGUGGGUGACAGUGUAGUCAACCAGCUUCUAUCCAAAUUGGACGGUGUGGACCAGCUGAACAACAUUUUGCUCAUCGGAAUGACCAAUCGAAUGGAUAUGAUUGAUGAGGCGCUGUUGCGUGCUGGACGUCUCGAGGUGCACAUGGAGAUCUCUCUUCCUGACGAGUCAGGCCGAGCCCAGAUCCUCAAGAUCCACACCACCAAGAUGCGCAAGAAUGAUGUUCUCGAAACGGACGUCAACGUCGAAGAGCUUGCUAAGCUUACGAAGAACUUUUCGGGGGCUGAACUUAGUGGUCUGGUCAAGGCAGCAUCGUCAUAUGCUUUCAGCCGCCACAUCAAGGUCGGUACAAUGGCAGCCAUCAACCCGGAUGUCGAGAAUAUGAAAGUCAACCGGCAGGAUUUUAUGAGUGCUCUUGAAGAGGUAAAGCCGCUUUUUGGUGUUGCCGAGGAGGAACUGGGGAAGCGCUUACUACGCGGCAUUGUCCACUUCUCGCCGUUUAUCAACGACAUUCUCGAGGAAGGCCGUCUCUAUAUCAACCAGGUUAGGAAGCCAGACUCGACGCCGAUCCUUUCUGUUGCGUUGCAUGGCCCGCCCGGCAGCGGUAAAACUGCGUUAGCAGCAAAAAUGGCCAUUGACUCGGGCUACCCGUUCAUCAAGCUGAUCUCACCUGAGGACAUGGUUGGGUUUAGCGAAAUGCAGAAGGUUCAGCAGCUCGACAAGACGUUCCGAGACGCGUACAAGAGCCCUCUUAGCGUCAUCGUCAUCGACAACAUCGAGAUGCUGGUUGAUUGGGUACCGAUUGGCCCUCGUUUCAGCAACAGCGUAUUGGUCGCGUUGAAGGUUCUACUCGAGAAGCAACCGCCAAAGGAUCGCCGCCUGCUAAUUUUCGCAACCACGACGGAGCGCUCUGUACUCACGCAGCUGGAUCUUUUCAGCCGCUUCGACGCCGAGAUUGCAGUACCAAACGUCAACACACAGGCCGAGCUCGCACACAUCCUUCGGGAAUCCGGGGCCUUCUCAGACAGUGACCAGCAACGUGCUAUCGGCGAGAUUCAGGAAAUUACCGGUAGCGCAGAGGUAGGGGUCGGGAUCAAGAAGAUCUUGACCGGCAUCGAGACGGCGAAGCAGGAUCAGGACGUACCUGGCCGGUUUGCUAGAGUCAUGUCGCGGGCUAUUGCAGCGAACAGGGGCCUGCAUACGUAA